AUGCUUUCCCGCACCAGCGGUUUCCGCGGUGUUCUGCUUAUCAUCCACGCUUUGGGUCUUCGCCUCUCCUUUCCUUUCUUUUCUUUCUUUUCUUUUUCUGCCUUGGUAAAUGGUGCCACACCCUCUCGUUAUUUCUCUCUAACUUUCUCUUCUUCCCUCUCUUUAUCUCUUUCUUUCUCUCUAACUUUCUCUUUCUCCCUCUCUUUAUCUCUUUUUCUCUCUAACUUUCUCUUCCUCCCUCUCUUUAUCUCCUUCUCUCUCUCUAACUUUCUCUUCCUCCCUCUCUUUAUCUCUUUCUUUCUCUCUAACUUUCUCAUCCUUCCUCUCUUUAUCUCUUUCUCUCUCUCUCUAACUUUCUCUUCCUUCCUCUCUUUAUCUCUCUCUUUCUCUCUAACUUUCUCUUCCUCCCUCUCUUUAUCUCUUUCUUUCUCUCUAACUUUCUCUUCCUCCUUCUCUUUAUCUCUUUCUUUCUCUCUAACUUUCUCAUCCUCCCUCUCUUUAUCUCUUUCUUUCUCUCUAACUAUCUCAUCCUCCCUCUCUUUAUCUCUUUCUCUCUCUAACUUUCUCUUUCUCCCUCUCUUCAUCUCUUUCUCUCUCUCUAACUUUCUCUUCCUCCCUCUCUUCAUCUCUCUCUUUCUCUCUAACUUUCUCUUCCUCCCUCUCUUUAUCUCUCUCUUUCUCUCUAACUUUCUCUUCCUCCCGCUCUUUAUCUCUCUCUCUCUCUCUCUCUUCGUUACAUUCUUUAAUCUCUCUCACUGUACGCUCCCUUUUUCAUUUUCUUCUUUUUUCAUUCCUUUGCUUUUAGUCUCACUUUCACCAUUCUUUCUCUCUCUCUCUCUCUCUCUCUCUCUCUUUCUCUCUUCCUCUUUCAUUUUUACCCUCGUUUUUUUUCCUUUCUUUCCGUAUCUCUUUCUUUUUCCACCAUUUUUAACGUUUAUUCGUUUUUUUUUCCUCUGUCCCUUUUUCUCUUUGCACCCUCCCUUUUUGCUUUUAUUAUUUUUUCUCUAUCUUCUCUAUCUCUCCCAGCCAAUUAGUGUAAUCAUUUAA
Messenger RNA from Acanthosepion pharaonis, 1047 nucleotides. The record is from the annotation of a GenBank genome assembly. NCBI's taxonomy places the organism in Eukaryota, Metazoa, Mollusca, Cephalopoda, Sepiida, Sepiidae.